GAUCACUAUGUCACUGAUGCCCCCUCGGCAAAAUGUCCAUAUUGCCGUAACAAUAUGAGUGCCAAACUUUCAUGGGUUGUUGGGCCAGCGGUGUCAUCCUCGUCCGAGACAUCCGGCAUUGAGGGUGGUUAUGUGAAAGGCGUUGUGACAUACAUGGUGAUGGAUGAUCUGGUCGUGAAGCCUAUGUCCACCAUUUCUUGUGUUACUCUCAUCAACAAGUUCAAUGUGCAGGAACUUGGGGAUGUUGAAGAGAAGGUGGUAGAUUUUGGGAUGGAUGAGGCCAUAAAGCUGUUGGAUGCUUCUUUGCACUCCAAGAAGGUGCUCACAGACAUAUUCUUCAGUAAGAAGGAAGCAUCUGCAUGAUGAUCCAUUUCAAGAUAACUGCCUCUGCUAUUUCUCUAUUAACGGCUUUAUCUAUUUUAUUUCCAUUUGCGUGAGAUUUCGGCGAGUCCACUGAUUCCAAUUGUAGUAGCACGGUUGCCAAUUACGCUUUUUCUUUCAGUUAUUAUCAGCGUGUGGUGUUUGGUUUAUGAGAAU
Messenger RNA from Rhodamnia argentea, 537 nucleotides. RefSeq lists its product as uncharacterized. The coding region runs from base 55 to 363 and encodes 102 amino acids. The record is from RefSeq and is a predicted model, not a curated record. The transcript has 2 exons. Lineage: Eukaryota; Viridiplantae; Streptophyta; Magnoliopsida; Myrtales; Myrtaceae.